CCUACCUCACCAUAGCCACGUUGGACUAUGAUCUGUCAUUUACAACUUAAACUUAAAUCAUAUGUCACAUAUCUGUCCACACAUCCACCCCUACACACACACACACACACACAGAACCAGGUGCCCCUGAGGCAGGGACAGGGGUCUCACUGUCCCCAUGCCAUUGGGGACCCUCUCCAAGCACACAUGUAGCUCAUUCACAGGGCCAGCCAGUUUACUAAGCACACGCAGCAAUUUUAGGCCUGAAAACAUGUGCCGAGAGAGAGAGAGAGAGAGAGAGAGAGGAGAAAAAGGGAUGGUGAAAAGAAAGUGAAGGCAUACACACCCUCUCCUGUAACUGUGCCAGCAGCAGGGUCUGCCCGGCAGCAGCCACCCCGAGGGAGGACCUGUCUCAUUACUAUGGGGAUGGAUUAGGAGGGAGUGCAGCUUGGCCUUCUGCCUGCAGCCUGUCCAUCUUGUGUUUCUUUUACUGAAUAAAGAAAUCAGCUCCUUCUCCCUAGGAAGCUACUGUGGAAAAAAACAGGCAACAACUUGAGUCCCUCCAAAAUGUGAGGACAGCAUGCAGGAGGUCCCCGCGCUAGCUGCCUGCACCUGCUCACCUCAUCCCUCCGGACUCGCGAUAACCAGCGCACUGCGGCCGGGGUCAAAGGUGCUGGGGUCAUGUUAAAGGCACUGCGGCCGGGGUCAAAGGUGCUGGGGUCAUGUUAAAGGCACUGCGGCCGGGGUCAAAGGUGCUGGGGUCAUGUUAAAGGCACUGUGGUCGGGUCAAACGCACUGUGUUCGGGUCAAAGGCGCUGUGGUCGGGUCAAAGGCGCUGUGGUCGGGUCAAAGGCGCUGUGGUCGGGUCAAAGGCGCUGUGGUCGGGUCAAAGGCGCUGUGGUCGGGUCAAAGGCGCUGUGGUCGGGUCAAAGGCGCUGUGGUCGGGUCAAAGGCGCUGUGGUCGGGUCAAAGGCGCUGUGGUCGGGUCAAAGGCGCUGUGGUCGGGUCAAAGGCGCUGUGGUCGGGUCAAAGGCGCUGUGGUCGGGUCAAAGGCGCUGUGGUCGGGUCAAAGGCGCUGUGGUCGGGUCAAAGGCGCUGUGGUCGGGUCAAAGGCGCUGUGGUCGGGUCAAAGGCGCUGUGGUCGGGUCAAAGGCGCUGUGGUCGGGUCAAAGGCGCUGUGGUCGGGUCAAAGGCGCUGUGGUCGGGUCAAAGGCGCUGUGGUCGGGUCAAAGGCGCUGUGGUCGGGUCAAAGGCGCUGUGGUCGGGUCAAAGGCGCUGUGGUCGGGUCAAAGGCGCUGUGGUCGGGUCAAAGGCGCUGUGGUCGGGUCAAAGGCGCUGUGGUCGGGUCAAAGGCGCUGUGGUCGGGUCAAAGGCGCUGUGGUCGGGUCAAAGGCGCUGUGGUCGGGUCAAAGGCGCUGUGGUCGGGUCAAAGGCGCUGUGGUCGGGUCAAAGGCGCUGUGGUCGGGUCAAAGGCGCUGUGGUCGGGUCAAAGGCGCUGUGGUCGGGUCAAAGGCGCUGUGGUCGGGUCAAAGGCGCUGUGGUCGGGUCAAAGGCGCUGUGGUCGGGUCAAAGGCGCUGUGGUCGGGUCAAAGGCGCUGUGGUCGGGUCAAAGGCGCUGUGUUCGGGUCAAAGGCGCUGUGGUCGGGUCAAAGGCGCUGUGGUCGGGUCAAAGGCGCUGUGGUCGGGUCAAAGGCGCUGUGCUUGGGGGUCGGAUGCUGUGAAGCUCAGGCCGGAACCAGUGUGGACCCUGCUGUUUAUGCUUCAGCAAAAAAAACCCUCCUAACUCGCCAUCCCCUGACCCUCAGCAAGCACCAGCCCCAGAGCAGCUCACCAGGAGGCCAGGUUCUCGGUGGCCUGGGAACAGGUGUCCACAGUGCUGAGCUGGGCCUGAGCACCAGAGGCCUCUCUCCGCCACGGCAGGAACGAGCCAGACGUGCGGGGCCUCGGGGUGCAGGCGGUAGGAUCUGCUCCUGCUCCUGGGCCCAGGCAUCUGUCCUGCUCAGCCGCAUCCUCACCCCCGGGAGCAGAGGGGUCUGCCCUGUGCAGGUGAAAGUCCCAACCUCCCACCCCCACGUUCUCCGUGGCCAACAGAACUGGAGUGACAUGAUUUUUCUGACAAGUGGACAAAGACAGGGACCCUCUCUGAGGGGCUAGGGCCAGCCCUUCCCACCCGUCCAGGCCUGCGCUCGCUCCCCUGGGCCACAGGCACUGCCAGGACCUGCUUAAAUCUUAGCUCCUCAUCUGGAUCUUCUGCUGAUUUCAUUGUCAUCUUCGAGGACUCAGAAGUGCAUGGGCACGUCAGGUCCUGGGAACCCUCACCCCCACGCUCAAACCCCGUCCUGUGCUGACCUCUCAGAGCCAUGAGCACCAGGCCAUGUGCAGCCUCUCCCUCUUACCCUCGGGUUAUUUUAGUUCAGCCUCAUCUUGCUUGAACUACUGCCUCUUGGAUUGAAUGCCUCUAGUGACGGGGAACUCAUCACCUCCUCUGGCAAUCUAGCCCAUUUAGGAACAAGAUAAGGAAGAACUUACAAGUAGACUCACCCAAUGUCAGUGUUCUUAUGA
Myotis brandtii (Brandt's bat) is the source of this 2541-nucleotide messenger RNA. RefSeq lists its product as uncharacterized. The record is from RefSeq and is a predicted model, not a curated record. The coding region runs from base 743 to 1762 and encodes 339 amino acids. Lineage: Eukaryota; Metazoa; Chordata; Mammalia; Chiroptera; Vespertilionidae. The transcript has 2 exons.